ACGACGUUCCCAUAGCAACUCAUUUGAUCGAUAAACAUCGUUUAAAAGUUUCCUUCUAACGUAGUAUAAUAUUCUCUUUGAUUUUCCUUUGCAUCUUACGUAGUCAGUUUCUUUAGAUCUCGCAGAUUCAACAACAUGGUCAUACUUCACGUUAAGAGAGGUGAUGAAAGCCAAUUCCUGUACGAAACUGAUGUUGAGAAAGCAGUGGAUGAAGUAGUCCAAGAUAUGGUGGCGAUCUUCAAUGGACGGUUGAAGGUGACAAGGAUCUGCUAUGAGUUCGAAGAGUUGUGGAAGCACGGGACCUUCUUGCCUCCUGAGAUGCAGGGUCUAACGGAUGAGCAGAUUAAAGAACUGAAGCUAGAAGACCCAUGGGCCAGUCGCUGUGCCCCGCAAGGCUACGUGUUUGCCAAAGACGACAUGGGCCGCAGAUGUGGAUAUGCUCCACCACCCAAUUUACAAGAAGUGCUGAAGAAAGCUGCCGAAACCGCCAAGGAAUUUGUUAGCAAGAAACAUGUCGACCUGCGCAAAUGCUUAACUCAAAAGGACGUGGCUAGGGCAUUGGAUGAGCUCCGUGGGGCGACUAAGAUAGUGUUUCCAGCUGGACUGCCGCCCCACGACCCUGUACGCAUGGAGUUGGAUAAUGUGGAAGACCUGACUGGAACCCAGGCUGCUAACGAAGUGAUUGAUCCUUCUAGAGCUUGUGUUUGGGCUUGUGGGAAGAAAUUUUUGAACGGGAAUAAGCUGAGUGAUCAUUUAGGCAAAAACAACAAAUCAAAAGUGACGGUUAAACUAUGUUCGAGUUCCGAAGGUGCGCCCGGUCGAGAGCCAGUCAUGACAGAAGACGAACGCAAGCAGCUGAUGCUUCACGCCUACAGGAAACAGGAGGAGUGGAAGAAACUGGAGCAAGAUGAGGAUGACAGUUAUCUGGAUUCCAAGUGGGCUGAUGGACAAGGCCUGAAGAGGCAGCUGAACGGGCUCAACAAUAUCUCUUGGAAACCAGUUGUUAAAAAUUGAUCGAAUCUAAACUUCAGAAUAGAUGGUACAAUAUUCAAUAAGGUAUUUUAGAUCUUAGUUAGACGAAGCUCUUUGUUAUGCUAGGAAGAUAGUUUACUGAAGUUAUUUGAUUGGAGCUUUUGUUAUGAAAAUAUUUCCAAUUAUAUUCAUCAAAACAAUGUAUCCGAUAUUAGCGCUAUAUAUCGACAUUAUACGAAUUUGCGAUUUACUAUAAACAAAACAAUAUCAAAUAACAGUUUUUCAGUAUAACCCAUAGCAUCAUAUUAGUGUAGGAAUUUUACUACAGUCGUUGCAAAAUAAAUAACUUAGUUGGAAUUAUAUAUUUUUUCUGUAGAAGUUGAUUUAUUAUUUCAAGCUAGGAAAACAACUGCCGUAGCAAUUUCAAUUAUCUUUUAAUGUCGAGUACUAAUUAAAAACCUAAGUAAAUAUUUUCAAUUGUUUUUUGUUGUUUUCUCUUGAAUUGCGUAGUUUCUGUUCAUCUUAAGUGGCAAACUAUCUUCCAACUUUAUAUUUGUAUUUGCCUUGUCAAUUUUAUUAUGUAUUUUAGUAUGAAUAAAUAGAGUAAUAAAUUUGAGUUUUAAUCAUUC
Manduca sexta (tobacco hornworm) is the source of this 1601-nucleotide messenger RNA. RefSeq names its product cilia- and flagella-associated protein 298-A. The transcript is spliced from 4 exons. The coding region runs from base 136 to 1014 and encodes 292 amino acids. Gene Ontology annotation, biological process: regulation of cilium movement. The record is from RefSeq and is a predicted model, not a curated record. NCBI's taxonomy places the organism in Eukaryota, Metazoa, Arthropoda, Insecta, Lepidoptera, Sphingidae.